Molecule: messenger RNA, 2952 nt
Organism: Ectocarpus siliculosus
Lineage: Eukaryota; Phaeophyceae; Ectocarpales; Ectocarpaceae
Source: the annotation of a GenBank genome assembly
AUGUGGAACGCCAUUGGUUCCAAGGCCCAAAAGGUGGCGCAGGGCAUGAGCUCCGCCGUCGCAGAGAUCCAGCAGGACCUCCAGAAGGAGCGGCGAAGCAGGGGCGGGGGGGCUGGCGGCGGCGACUUCGAUGAGGCAGAGAUCUACAAGCAAAUGCUGGUGGGGUUCCAGAUGGACCAGGCCAAGCUAGGCAAGGAAACCCAGGCGGCCCUGAGAGAGAAAGAAGACGAGGCGAAACAUUGGAAGAAGCUGUACCUCAAGGCCACCGGGGGGGAGGAGGAUGGGGAAGGCGGCGGCGGCGGCGGCGGCGGCGGCGGCGGGGGAGGGGGGGGUAACCCUGAGACGGGGGACGACGGAGAGGGGGCCGGCGGCGCGCUGGGGGUGGACAUGUUGGUCAAGCUUGAGGCGGAGCUUGACGUGCUAAGGAACGUGAACUUGGAGUGGGAGGAAAAGCUCAAGGAGGCGUUGCGGACGAGCACCGAGGAGGCAGCGGCGAGGCUCAAGCUGGAGCACGAGAACUCCGUCCUGAGCGCGAAGGUGAAAGAGCUCGACACGGCGCGGGCGGCGAGCGAGGACCUGAUCCUGGAGCUCUCGAGGGAGAAGAGCCGCAUGCUCGGGUCCUCUGGGGAGGCUAGCGACACCAUCGAGAGCCUCGUUGACGAGUACAGCCGGCUGGCUUCCGAGCACACGGCGCAGCGGCAGAUGGACAGCGAGACCAUUCAACGCCUCGAGAACGUCCGGGACGAACUGGUGGAAAAACUCAAGGCCCACGAGACGAACAUCAUGCAGCUGCUGCAGAGGGCCGAGGAGGAUGGCGCAGUUUCCCAGCAGAUGUCGGAGCGCGACGUGGCGGGCAAGCCCGACGAAGCGCCAGCCUCCGGGGAAGCCCCUCCGUCGGCCGAGGAGAUCGAGAAGAGACUGGAGGAGCAGGCGGCUAAGCUAAGGGCGGAAAACGAGGCGGUGGUCGCAGAGCUCAGACAAAAGCUGGAGGCAGAGAAUGCCGAAGAGAGCGCCUCUGCCUUGUCUGUCGCGGCCGAGGGUCACGCGGCCGCCAUGCAGCGGGCCGUCAACGAGUCCGCAGCAGCAGCAGAAGCCCGCGCCGCCGCCGAGCUGGAGGCCGCCCUGAAGGAAGCCAAAGAAGCCGCGGAGGUGGAGAAGGCGAGGGCGGCGGAGGAGGCGGCUAAGAAGAAGGAGGCCGAGAAGGAGGUGGAGGUGGGGAGGGUGGCCGAAGAGCUGGAGGCAGGCAAGGCGAAGGCUCUGGAGGAGCUCAAGGAGAAGCUGGAGGAGGAGAAGGCCGAGGCAAUGGCUGACGCGGAGAGCAAACAGGCCACUGCCCUCGCUGCGGCAGUACUAGAGGCAGAGAAACGUCUGAGCAAGGAGGUGGCGGAGGCCAAGGCUAAGGCGGAAGAGGUCAAGGCGGACCUGGCGAAGCAGUCGGAGGCCGCCCUGCUGGAGCAGCAGAAACGACUCGAGGCCGAGGCCCUGGAAAAGGUGGAGGCGACGAAGAAGAAGCUGGAGGCAGACAUCGAGUCUGCGACCAAGGCACGCGACGAGGCCAACGCCCUCUACGCUAAGGAAAACCGGGGCCGGAAGGCGAUCCACAACAAGUUGCUGGAGCUCCAGGGGAACAUCCGGGUGCUCGCUCGCGUGAGGCCGAUGCUUGAGGUGGAGCUCAAGAGCGGGAAAGACGCUGACGUCACCUCCUUCCCAGCCGACGAAGACAUCGUCAUCAAAAAGCCGAAGGAGGGGGCGCGAGGGGGCGAGGACGUUUCCGAGACACACUUCGAGUUCGACCGCGUGUUCAAGCCGGACUCGUCGCAGGAGGGGGUGUUCGAGGCCGUGUCCCCGCUCGUCACCAGCGUGCUGGACGGGUACAACGUGUGCAUCUUCGCCUACGGGCAGACCGGUUCCGGCAAAACGUUUACCAUGGAAGGCCCCACGUCCAACCCGGGAGUCAACACCAGGGCGCUCACGGACAUGUUCCGCAUCGCGGAGGCUCGCUCCGAUGACGUCACGUACACGUUCCACAUGAGCAUGAUGGAGAUCUACAACGAGGCCGUGUACGACCUCUUGAAGACGGAGGUGAAGGACAAGUCCCCAGGCAGCACCAAGACCAGCCUCGACAUCCGCCAGAACGCCUCGGGAGGCACCAGCGUGCCGGGACUCACCGAGGUGGUUGUGGCGGGAAUGCCGGAGGUGAUCGCGCAGCUCGAGCGGGGAGGGAAGAACCGCGCGGUCGGGGCGCACGACAUGAACGAGCACUCUUCCAGAUCUCACAUGAUUUUUAACGUCCGAGUGGAGGGCACGAAUGUCCACACCGGCACCGUGGCGAAGGCCAAGCUUAACCUCAUCGAUCUCGCCGGGUCUGAACGCAUCUCCAAGACGGACGCCACCGGAGACAGACUACGGGAGGCCCAGAACAUUAACCGCUCUCUCAGCGCGCUCGGUGACGUCAUCGCCGCCCUCGGGACUGGAAAGGGACACGUUCCCUUCCGUAAUUCCAAGCUCACCUUCGUGCUCCAGGACGCUCUGAGCGGCAACUCCAAGGUGAUGAUGUUCGUGAACGUGAGCCCGGCGUCGUACAACGUCACCGAGACGCUGUGCUCCCUCAACUUCGCCAAGAGGUGUCGCUCCGUCAAGCUGGGGCAGGCAAACAAGAACCAGGAGGCUCCCGAGGUCGCCAAAUACCGUCGCGCCAGCGAGGCUCUCCACGCCCAGCUCCUGGCGAACGACCUCGUGCCCACCGUAAACGUCGGCCCGAGAUCGAGCGUCGGGAAGUCUUCCCCGUCGCCGUCGUCGGAGCCGUCCUCCACCCCUUCCUCGUCCUCGUUGCGGCGGAAGUCCAUGGGGAGCGUCACGGCUGCCCCCGGUAGCGGCGUAGGCGACGCCUCUUCGUCAACGUCAUCCUCUCGGGCGUCUUCCCCUAAGUCUUCCGGAGGGCGGAAACUCUGA